Molecule: messenger RNA, 990 nt
Organism: Protopolystoma xenopodis
Lineage: Eukaryota; Metazoa; Platyhelminthes; Monogenea; Polystomatidea; Polystomatidae
Source: the annotation of a GenBank genome assembly
AUGCGGUCACUCGACCCUAUCUGUUGUACCAAAGAGGAAACGGAUGAUAUAACAAGCAUAACCUCUCUCUCAAAUUUUCCUAACUUGACUUCUCUUGGCCAACAUUACGCGCCUGUAAAUGAAGCCCUAACCUGGUUGGAAUCCGAGUCAGACUGUGAUAACUCGACUAAAGCGCAUUGCGAUGAGAUGACAUUUUAUAGAACAGACGACCAUCUACCCCGAAUUCGGAGUGAAUUCAGAUCGGACGUUUCUACAAACUCUUCUGAUAGGGUUGCAACAUCAUCGUUAGAUGAGUCCCAGAUUCCGAGAGAUCCUAGGAUCUUGAGAAGUGGCCCUGAUGAAAUUUCCCUUUGUUCUUCACUUGAUAUAACUCUCGAAAUGCAGGAUUCAGAUAUGUCUGAUGAUCCUAACUAUUACUCUCAAUAUGCGCAUAUUGAUGAGCCCCGGUAUCAUAGUAUUCGGCAACUUACCAAUGAAAUAGAUAGCCUGCGGGACAUAAUAGGCACAAAUGAAGGCCCUACCACUAAGGCGCGAAUGGCAGCCGAGGCUUUGAUAUCCCCGGAUUCUCUGCAUCUCUUGGGGAAAUUAUCGGAAUCAAAUGGGGAUGGAGUUGGAUCUAUACCUGCCGAAGCGAUUAAACAAGUUCUUAAUAACUUAAAUAUUCCCUCUGUUACAGUGAACUUUGAGGAAAACGAAAAGCUUUACGGGAGCCUUCUUAAUAUCUCUGUCAACAACUCUGAAAUAAUUUCCUCGCAACGCAAACGCUCUAGAGUCCAAAAGAAGAAGGGCAGUUUGUGUAAGCCAACGUCUUUCCUGCCAGAACCAGAUGCACUAGAAUUUUUCGAUCCGAACAAGCAUGUUUUCCAGUCGGCGAAUCUAGACUUUGUUCUCCAACCUACAACUGACGACGCAAUGCCUUGCACACAAAUAUGCCCACCAGAAAUGCUGUAUUUAUUUUAUGAUCGUUUUUUAAAUGGAAAUGAUACAUGA